Molecule: messenger RNA, 1398 nt
Organism: Durio zibethinus
Lineage: Eukaryota; Viridiplantae; Streptophyta; Magnoliopsida; Malvales; Malvaceae
Product: autophagy-related protein 101-like
Biological process (GO): autophagosome assembly; autophagy
Cellular component (GO): phagophore assembly site; Atg1/ULK1 kinase complex
Molecular function (GO): protein kinase binding
Source: RefSeq, a predicted model, not a curated record
AGUUUUCAAGCUUAAACAAAGGAAAAGAAGGCAUUUAACCAAAAAAUAAAAAAAUAAAAGAAAUCAUUCUCCAAUUACAAGAUUGAUUCACCAAAAACAGUGUAAAACUUCGAAAAUAAAAAGUCUACUGUCGAAAUCGAGGGUUUGAUCGAUCCAAUUUUCUUCAUCUUUUUUUUUUUUUUUUUUUUUUGUGUUUGGUUUUGCCUCUUCAAACCAUUGUCAUGAACUGCGAAGCGUGCCAACUCAAAGAACUGGAAGUGGAGCAUUUCGAAAUAAGUGAGGUUUUGCGUUGCAUUUUGCAUACGAUAGUGUUUCUUAGAGCAUUAGGUCUAGUUCAGCCCAAAGACGUUGAUUUGGAGCUUUUUGAAAUUACUUAUGUGCAAUGUGGGGUUGUGGAAGUUGAGAAGAAAAUAGAUGAGAAGAUUGAGCAUUUCAUAAGUUGGGUAGAAAAACAUCCCAAUAAGAAAAGCCAGAUAUGCUUAUCCUUUUAUGAGGUGAAAAGCAAGCAGCCAUCUUGGUUCACUAACAAAACCGAGAGACUAUAUUGGGAACAAUGGUAUGUCAAUUUGAAUGUGACUCAACGCCCAAAACCUUAUUCAGGCAAGUCUCAUCAUACCAAAAUGGUUGUUGACCCAGGGGAGAGUGCUUCUGAGGAGAGAAGCUCUCGCAGAGCAAUGCUUGAAGCAUCUCUUGGAGAGGUUCUGUCUCAAAUAAUAAAGUUUGUUAAUGAGAAGAAGGACCAUGUGCCCCCUAUAUCCGAGGGUGUCAUCUAUUUUCCAUAUGAAAUUACCAUACCAAGGAAAUUUCAUUGAGGAACAUGUUUAGAAUGGUGAGUUAAUAUUGUGCUGCCAUUACUCAGUUCACCAGAUUCUGCUUUCGGAAUGGACAUGAUCAAAAGGAUGCUCCAGACCGGGCAUCCAACAAUGCUCAGCUGAUUAUCAGACAGGGCAAGCUAAUUGAACUUAGAGUAAACAGUUUCUCCACUUGGGAUAUUCUUAAAUGCUCGAAUUGAACUCGUAGCAAAGUGCGGAACAGAUGAAAACCAAUCAACAAGGCAAGCAAGGUUUGAAUAUCUGAACAUAUAAGAGCUAGGUGCGUGAUUGAAUCCAUUAUCUUGUAAAUAUUAGCUCGUUUAUAUCAUUUUCCUUUCCUUUCUUGAGAUCCUUACCAUUCAAUGAAUGAUACUUUUACUUGUUCAAUGAACCUAUGUACUAGUCUUAUUUGAGUUACAUCACACUGAAUUAUUUCUUGACAAAAUUUUGCCCCCAAAGUCAAAGCAACUUGUCAAUUCAUCAUCGCACAAAUCACAAAAUACGACUGUUCCGACCAUUUGAAAAUGAUGUCAAACCAACAUGUUACUUUUUGUAGGAAAGAUAUUUUUGAAACAAGCACAAUCAU